UCUAACCGAAGAGUAACACAGAAUUGUUGCACCGAAGGGCUCUCAAACCUCAGAUGCCUUCACUGAUCCUCCUAAUAGGUUAGAGUAACAUUUUCCUAAAUUAUGGACCACAAAACAGACAUCACACCAGCUGUGUAUUAUCCACCUUUUUCAGGUUAAUUAAUUCAGUUUGAUACCCAUCUUCCCUAUACAUGUAUAUUUUCUUCUCAUAGAAAACUUCUAGUGAUUUUCAUAUUGGAUUUAGUCCUCACAUCAGUAGUAUAUCCCAAAAAGGAUGGAGCAUUCCGGUUUGUGUUUUGGGUGGUUUGUGUUAAUUUUCAAUUGUGGGAUUCUUCUUUUGUGCAUGAUCUCAGGUCUGGAAUCUGCAGUAGCAUCCACUUCUGGAAAUCAGACGGAUCAAUUUGCUUUACUUGAUUUCAAGAAUCGGAUAAGUCAUGACCCGCUUCAAAUAAUGAGCUCAUGGAAUGAUUCUAUCCAUUACUGUGAUUGGGUAGGUGUUAGCUGCAGCUCCGCCAGUGGCAGAGUCCUGAUUCUGAACUUAGAAUCUCUAAGUUUAAUUGGCUCAAUACCGCCUUCUAUUGGCAACCUCACAUACCUUACUGGGAUCAACCUACAAGACAACAGCUUCCAUGGUGACCUUCCUCAAAGUUUAGGCCACUUGCUACGCCUGCAGCAUCUCAAUUUGAGCUCAAAUUCUUUCAGCGGAAAGAUCCCAACAAAUCUUUCUCAUUGUACUGAAUUAAGAUUCCUCAAGGUAAAUUACAAUGAGCUCAUUGGGUCAAUCCCGGCUCAGCUUAGUUCAUUGUCAAAAUUGUUGUAUCUAGGUCUCGCUUCAAAUAACCGGACAGGAACUAUCCCAGCUUGGAUAGGAAACUUUUCGUCACUAUUGGUUCUUGGACUCACCAGGAACAAUCUGUAUGGUCGCAUACCCCCUGAACUUGGUGGCCUGUCACGUUUGGGAGUUUUUCAGCUUUAUGGAAAUCAACUGUCCGGUACUAUUCCUUUGUCAAUUUACAAUAUUUCCUCCAUUUACUACUUCUCUGUUACUCAGAACUACUUACACGGCCAACUCCCAACAGAUGUUGGCUUUACCCUUCCUAAUCUCCAAAUAUUUGCUGGGGGGGUGAACAAUUUCACAGGACUCAUUCCCGUUUCAUUGCCAAAUGCCUCUAGGCUUGAGUUGAUUGACUUUGCUCAAAAUAGUCUCACUGGCACUGUGCCAACAAAUUUGGGAAGCUUGCAAAAUUUAUAUAGAAUUAAUUUUGAUAAUAAUAAACUCGGAAAUAGAGAAGUUGGUGACUUGAUUUUUUUUACUUUCUUGACUAACUGCACUAGUCUGGAAGUACUUGGUUUGUCCGGAAAUCUUUUCGGAGGAGAGUUGCCCCGCUCCAUAGCCAACCUCUCAACCAGCCUAGAAAUACUUACUCUGGGUAGUAACUUGAUUUAUGGAACUGUUCCUGUGGGGAUUGAGAACCUCAUCAAUUUGACCCUUCUAGGGCUAGAAGGGAACUACUUGACUGGUAGUAUCACUGGUGCUAUGGGGAAGCUUCAAAAAUUAGAGGGAUUAUAUUUGAAUGUUAACAAAUUUUCAGGGCCAAUACCAUCUUCCCUUGGCAACUUAACAUCAUUAACCAAACUCUUUAUGGAGGAGAAUAGACUAGAAGGCAGCAUACCCCCAAGCCUUGGAAAUUGCAAGAAUUUGCUGGUGCUAAACCUUACUAGUAAUAAUCUUAGUGGCACCAUACCCAAAGAGGUCAUCAGUCUCUCUUCUCUUUCUAUUUCUUUGGCAAUGGGUCAUAAUUAUUUGACUGGUUCAUUACCAUUUGAAGUGGGUAACUUGAUACAUCUCAUGGAACUUGAUGUGUCAGAUAACAGAUUGUCUGGUGAAAUUCCAAGCACCCUCAGCAGUUGCCUUAGUUUGGAGCACCUGCUUAUUGAGGGGAAUUCAUUUCAAGGAACACUUCCUGAAUCUUUGAAAGCAUUAAGAGGCUUAGAAGAGAUUGAUUUUUCGCGUAAUAACUUGUCUGGUGAGAUCCCAGAAUUCCUUGGAAAGUUUUCAUCUCUAAAGAAACUCAAUCUUUCCUUCAAUAAUUUCGAGGGGGCAGUGUUAAUGGAAGGAAUUUUUGCAAAUGCUACUGCAAUUUCUAUCCUUGGAAAUGACAAGCUAUGUGGUGGUGUCCUAGACUUGCAUUUGCCUGCUUGCUCUCAAGAAAAAUCUCACUCAAGAAAAUUUCUAGCUCCAAAAGUUUUCAUCCCCGUAACAAUAGCAAUUAUAUUUGUAAUGGUACUGUCGUGUUCUUUUGCUGCUUGUUAUGUGAGAAGAAACUCAAGAAAGAGACCUUCAAGUGAAUUCUCCUCUAGGGAUUGGAAAAUGGGGGUUUCUUACCAAGAACUUGUUAGAUCAACUAAUGGGUUCUCCAUGGACAAUUUGAUCGGUUCAGGUAGCUUUGGCUCUGUUUAUAAAGGAACUCUCAGUGAUGAUGGCACAAUUGUGGCAGUGAAAGUGUUAAACCUUCAACAGGAAGGAGCUUCGAAGAGCUUCAUGGAUGAAUGCAGGGCUUUGAGAAGUAUACGGCAUAGGAAUCUCCUCAAGAUCAUAACUACAUGUUCUAGUGUUGAUCAACGAGGUAAUGACUUCAAAGGUCUUGUAUUUGAGUUCAUGUCCAAUGGAAGCCUUGACCAGUGGCUGCAUCCAAUUGAUGACAGGCAACAUAGAACCACGAGUAUGAAUAUAAUCCUGAGACUGAAUAUAGCCAUUGAUGUUGCUUCUGCAUUGGAUUAUCUCCAUCAUCAUUGUGAAACACCAAUUGUUCACUGUGAUCUAAAGCCAAGCAAUGUUCUCCUGGAUGAUGACAUGACAGCCCAUGUCGGUGACUUUGGAUUAGCAAGGUUCCUCUUUCAAUCAUCAAAUAAUCCCACCAAAAAUCAAACCACGUCAGCUGGGCUAAAGGGUUCUAUCGGUUAUAUUCCUCCAGAGUAUGGUAUGGGUGAUCAAGUGUCCACCCUUGGAGAUGUGUACAGCUAUGGAAUACUCUUGCUGGAGAUGUUUACAGGCAGAAGACCAACAGAUGACAUGUUCAAAGAUGGCCUAAACCUUCACGAGUUUGUUGCAAUGGCUUUACCUGAACGUGUACUGGACACAGUAGACCCUUCACUGUUCUUCGAGGAAGAAAACAACUUAGACGAGAAUAAAAAAGAUGAAAUAGAAGAAGUAGCAUUGAACAAAAAUGAACCCCAGGACAGCGCUAGGUGGGGAAUGGAGGAAUGCUUGGUUUCAGUGAUGAGAACUGGAGUUUCAUGUUCUAAUUCAUUACCAGGGGAUAGGAUGACAAUGAAUGUGGUUGUCAACACAAUGAAUGCAAUCAGAAACUCAUUUCUUAGUUUUAAGAAACAGAAUUGAAGAAGACUUGGAUGAGAUUUUAAUUUUGCUGCUUAAGGCAAAGUUGACGAGCGCGUCGAGGCCGUCGUUUUGAUCGGAGCAAAUCUCCGUUUGGUCACACUUGGGAUUUCAAAAUUUUGGGCAUAUUUGGGGCUUUUUCUUCAAUUUGAAGUAGGAGUCUCCCUAAUGCAUUGAGUUUUGCCUUUUGUUUGAGCAAAUUCCUAUUUCCUCUUGUUAUAUUUUGAGACAAUGUAAACUUUGAUAUGAAAUUGUGUUUAUUUGGAGAUUAUGUUAGUGUAUUAAAUGAUAACAUGAUAUUGGUGUGUGAAUGAUUAUAUGUUGAACAUGUUGAUGUGUGGUUCUUGUAAGAAAUUAUUUUGCUUAAAUUAAUAUUGUGGAUGAUACUAUUAUUGUAUUGAAUUCUUAAAACAUACCAUGAUCUUAAUUGAUUUUAUAGAAUAUCUUGCUUAUAAUUGUUGGAUUGAAAAUGCCAUGUUAAUGUUUUAUUGCUAAAUUGACGAGCUUGAUAGUUGAGAACAUGAAAAGCAUUACAUGGCAUGACAUGGUAUUAGAAGGGAAUUUGGAAGAGAUUUGAAAAGAAAUCUUUGUUUUAAGUGAUUGAAAUUUUAUUUCAAAAAGGGAAAGUUUUAUUUCAAAAAGGGGAAGUUUUCUAAAAUGAACCGGAUUUCGCGAGUCCGGGGUUAGCUUGACUUGGAGGGAGCGCGGCCGGUGUAGGGUGUGAAAAAGUUGAUACUAGGCCCUUUAACAGUUGCCGGAUUUAGAACCGGGAAUAGCUAUCAAUCUCGCCUCGGUAAAGUCAGUUAGCGGAUUUUCAAAAGUGAAAGUUAGGUCAGUAUAGACCAGAUUUGGGAUGGGUGCAUCACAUUUCAUAUCAUGCACAUCAUUUUGUAGAAUUGUGUUAUGUGUUGAGAUUGUUGCCUAUUAAGUGGUAAAUGUUGUACGGACUUCUAUUGUAUGACCUCAGUUUCUUUUCUAUCCCUUUUUAUGUUACGUGGCUUAAGGGAGUCCAAAACUGACGCUUUAGGGGACUUCUACUGAGGGUUGUGCUCACCCCUUAUUUUAAACACUUUUCAGGACACAAAAAGAAAGUGACGGACGACGUUCCACCACAGGCGUAGGUAGAAUUUUAGAAGUUUAUUUUGUUACCUCUUGUACUUAAGCCUCAUUUUGUAUAACUUUAUUAAGACAUGUACCUUUUGUGUAUUGUGACAUGUAAAUGAAGUCAUGAACCUUAUUCGUAUUUUAUGCAAGUUUCAAAUGUCCUACUAAUAGCCAAUGAUGCAUGUAAUAGCCAUGUUUAUAUAUAUUUGAAGGUGAUGGGGAUGAUGUUGAACUCUUUUGAGGAUGGUGUUGAUGUUGUUGAUUUUGGAUUAAGGUUUA
Cornus florida is the source of this 4780-nucleotide messenger RNA. Its product is annotated as putative receptor-like protein kinase At3g47110. Gene Ontology annotation, biological process: protein phosphorylation. The coding region runs from base 275 to 3400 and encodes 1041 amino acids. The record is from RefSeq and is a predicted model, not a curated record. The transcript has 3 exons. NCBI's taxonomy places the organism in Eukaryota, Viridiplantae, Streptophyta, Magnoliopsida, Cornales, Cornaceae. Gene Ontology annotation, molecular function: ATP binding; protein binding; protein kinase activity.